AGGAGCAACGAAAAAAAUUGAAUACAACAGCAACUCGAUUGUCUAUUUGAAAGCGUAAAUGCGAGAGAGGAUAAUUAACGUACAUACACGUGUUCAAAAUCACAAUCACAACGGACAACGUUAAACAUAAGCGAUAAGGUUGAUAACGUGAGGCAUCAUUCACGAUAGUUGAUGUUGUCGACUACAUACAGAAACAACGAAGUUGUAAAACAUCGCAAAACUACGAAGAUCGGAAGGAAUACAAUCAUACAAGACGUCGAACUCGCAUAACAGCCGUAUCGAAGAAAUCAUAAUUUAUAAACAACACCUGUGGUAACUACCACAUCAAGUACUAGAUUCCAGAACAUCAUCAUCCAUCCGAGCAGUAAGAAUUGAUCAUUCAUAAACUACAAGUGAUCAGCAAGAUGAAGCAGAGUAUCGCUGCCGCCUUGUUCUCCCUUGUGGGUUUUUUGUUUUUCCAUGGUCCAGUGCUUGCCAUGGCUAUGCCAGGUAGAGAAGGUCGCGGCACGACCGGAGACGAGCACUUGGCACGUCCUGCCAGGGAAUUGGAUUUGGACGGUUUGUUAAGGCAAGAUAAAUGAUAAUACAGAGAUCCAUCAGUUUCUUUUAUUGACGAUGAAAUCCCACAAGCUUUAAGUAAUUCACACUUCCUAUAAUAUAUUGUUCUCAAUUGGAUUGAAAUUUGAUUAUCGUAGAAACCGACUUGCGCGUAAUUGGGAGACGGGCAACGCCCCGGGUGGCAGGUAUUAGGUAUGUAAUUGCCCCUGCCUUUGCUCCUAGGGUCCUGCAUUUUUAAAAUCGUAGGGGCAGUAGCGUAGUUUGUUAAGGAGAUUAAGAGCUCCCCCCUACGCCGGUAGCUACGCGGAAAGUACGCAGGUAGGUUCUGACUUAUCGGAACUCGCUCGCACUACAAAAAAAAAGGAUGAAUUGAAGUGGAGUCCAUUGGCCACAAUAUUAACCACAUUACCUUAGUGCUAAGUAUUGCAGUCAUGUUUGGCAGCCGACCGUUUUUGACCGAGCGCGAUGGUAGAGGUGCA
Molecule: messenger RNA, 1037 nt
Organism: Amoebophrya sp. A25
Lineage: Eukaryota; Dinophyceae; Syndiniales; Amoebophryaceae
Source: the annotation of a GenBank genome assembly